AUGUGUGCGUUGCACUGGCUCUUAUUGUCCGCAGUUGUGAAGGCAGCGAUAUAUCAAACCCGCUUCAACGGCACGACAUGGGACGAUGAGAACUGGCGCAUAACAACGACCAGCCUCGUUCAAGGCCAAUACCAAGAGCGCAUGUCGCUCGCGAAUGGCUAUCUUGGCAUAAAUGUUGCGGCAGUCGGUCCGUUCUUCGAGGUCGAUACACCGGUCGACGGCGACAACAUCAAUGGCUGGCCCAUGUUUGAUCGGAGACAGACGUUCGCCACUAUUGCUGGGUUCUACGACUCGCAGCCUCUUCUCAACGGAACGAACUUUCCGUGGCUAAACCAAUACGGGGGUGAGAGUGCAAUCAGCGGUAUCCCUCAUUGGAGUGGGUUGCACCUGGCAGUUGGUGGCGAGGUGUUGGAUGCAAGUGUGCCUUCAGAUGAGAUUUCUGGCUUCAGCUCGACAGUCGACUUCGCUGCUGGAGUCAUGACAUGGCAUUACACCUGGUCUCCAAGCAACGGUCCGGCGAUCGAUGUCGACUACACUAUGCUUGUGCACAAGUUGUACGUCAAUCAAGCUGCAGUGCAGCUCAAAGUCACAGCCUCAAGAGACGUGAAUGCGUCGGUCAUCGAUGUGCUUGACGGAGACUGUGCAGUGCGGACAACGUUCGUCGACAAGAUGUACGAGCCGGUACUGCCCAUGAUCUGGACCGCAGUAAGUCCCAAUGGUGUCAGCAAUGUAACAGCAUACGUUGUCUCUGCAAUGGUAGGCGACGAGUACUGCGACUCUGGUAGUCGGAUGAACUACACCAUGAGUUCGGUCAUUGGCGGCAACAGCUCAUCGAUUGCGCAAGCGAUGAAUGUCUCGCUCAUAGCCGGCCAAACUAGCACCAUUACCAAGUACAUUGGUGCAGCAUCUUCUGAUGCCUUCGCGGACCCGGCAAACACUGCGAUCAAUGCGACCUGGCAGGCUUCACACGAAGGCUUCACUAGCAUGCUCGAGUCACAGAUUGCGGAGUGGGCCAGCAUCAUGACGGAUGACAGUGUCGAUAGCUACCAUUUGAGCAACGACACGCUUCCUGAUGAUGCGAAUAUACUGGAGCUGCAGAUCACCGCUAUUACGAACGCAUACCAUCUGCUGCAACAGACGGUCGGCACCAAUGCAAUCAAUGCUGCAGGCAACAACACCUUGCUGGCUGUCAACAGCAUCGCUGUCGGUGGGUUGGGCAGCGAAAGCUAUGCUGGUCAAAUCUUCUGGGACGCAGAGGUCUGGAUGGCACCUGGCCUUGUAGUCGCUCACCCAGACGCAGCAAGGCAGAUAGCGCUGUACCGCGUUGAGAAGUUCCCACAAGCUCAAGCUAAUGUCCGCGACGCGUUCACUUCCAGCUUAAACCAGACAGGCAGAUUCUCACCUGACGGUGCUGUGUAUUCUUGGACAAGUGCACGCUACGGAAAUUGCACUGGCGUCGGACCAUGCUUCGAUUACGAGUAUCACAUCAACGGUGACAUUGGGCUUGAGUUCUACAAUUACUAUGCUGUUACUGGCGACACGAGCUUCUUCCAGAGCCAGCUGUUCCCCAUCUACCAGGCUAUCGCACAGUUCUACAUCGACAUUCUUACAUUGAACCAGACCACCGGAAAGUACCAGCUGCUCAACGGCACGGAUCCGGACGAGUACGCGAACUUCCAGACUGAUAUCGGCUACACAAUGGCCCUGAUACAGACCCACGUCAACACCGCGAACGUACUUCGCCAACGUUUUGGCAUGGAGCCGAACAUGAACUGGAGCUCGAUUGCUUCGCAGAUCAACAUCCCAAUCGAUUACGACGCCAAUCUCAUCCUCGAAUACGCUACGCAGAACAACACCAUCUCCGUGAAACAAGCCGAUGUCAUCCUCGUUGACGACUUCUUAGACUUCCCGAAUCCGUACAGUCUCAGCGACUUGGACUACUAUGCCGGCAAGCAGUCUCUCAACGGUCCGGGCAUGACCUACGGCGUGUUUAGCAUCGUCGCGAACGACGUCAGUCCUUCAGGGUGCUCAUCGUACACGUAUGAUCUCUAUGGCUCCCAGCCGUACACUCGCGGCCCAUGGUUCCAAUUCAGCGAGCAGCUACUUGAUGACUUUACUGCUAAUGGUGGAACGCAUCCAGCGUACCCUUUCUUGACUGGUCAUGGCGGUGCACAUAGAGUUGCUGUAUUCGGCUACCUCGGUCUGCGCCUUAUGCUCGACUCAUUCAACGUCAACCCAUCGCUUCCGCCGCAGAUUCCGCAGCUUGCGUACCGGCAGAUCUACUGGCAAGGGUGGCCGAUAAAGGCUUUCUCGAACCAGACACACACCACAUUGACCAGGCUGCCGACUCCGCUAGCUAGUGCGAACUCCACCUUCGCCAACUCUUUCAUCCCGGUCACUGUCAGUCUGAGUGGCGCAUCGCUGUCUGGAAACACUACGGUGUACCAGCUUCAGCCGAAUGGCACGAUUACUUUGACGAACAGGCAAAUCGGCAACAUCCAAACAGUGCCCGGAAACAUCGCACAAUGCCAGUCUGUAGCAUCGCCACAAGAUUACGAGCCUGGCCAGUUCCCGCUUUCGGCUGUCGACGGCGCGGUCUCGACCAAGUGGCAACCAACACAGUCGAAUAUCAGCGCGUCACUGACCGUAGAGCUUCCGGAACCAUUCGUACCCAUCACAGCCAUCAACUUCGACUGGGCACAGCAACCGCCAGUCAGUUACAGCGUCACAUUCUCGAACAGUUCAGAUGGGUCGUCCGGAUCGGUUAACGUAACCAGCAGCAGUAACAUCACCAUCUCGAGUCAGUACGAUGCAGCUACAGCGUACGUGAUUGUGCCGUACAUGUCGAACUCCACGAAUGUCACCCUCGCUUCGCCGGUGUACAGCGGGCGGUAUGCGACGCUGACGAUCAUGGGUAAUCAAGGCAAUGCUGGCACCCCGAAUGAACUCAAUGGCACGGGUGCGAGCGUGGCUGAAUUUGCGGUCAUUGCUGCGAGUGGCCAGAAUAUGAUGAAGCGGGCGGUGAGAGCAUGGGUAGCGUAG
Molecule: messenger RNA, 3042 nt
Organism: Baudoinia panamericana UAMH 10762
Lineage: Eukaryota; Fungi; Ascomycota; Dothideomycetes; Mycosphaerellales; Teratosphaeriaceae
Product: carbohydrate-binding module family 32 protein
Exons: 2
Coding region: 1-3042 (1013 amino acids)
Biological process (GO): trehalose catabolic process
Cellular component (GO): fungal-type cell wall
Molecular function (GO): carbohydrate binding; alpha,alpha-trehalase activity
Source: RefSeq, a predicted model, not a curated record